AUGAUAGAGGAGAAGAGCUUCGCCUGCUUGUCACUCCUGAUCAGUAUAUGGAAAAAUUGGUCGAAAACUAACCAAACUUGGGUCGGUGAGGACGAUUUCCGGGUCGUGAAACCGAGUAUCGUAAUGGAGAUCCCAAGAAUACUGUUUGUCGGAAGACCAAAAAGAAUUUUACUUUAUUUCGAGAACCCGUUGAAAAAGUCGCUGACUGACUGCAAAAUGAAUUUCGGUGGUUCAAGAUUUGUCAGGGCCGAGGAGAUGAGUAUCGGACCGGUUGCUCCAGGCGAAAAGGUUCAAGUAACGUAUGACCUCAUCCCACAAACAUCUGGAAAACACAACAUUCUGGUCACCUUUACGUCCAAACAACUCAGCAAUAUCACUGGGAUGGCGACUGUCGAAGUUACACGCGACUGGCGAAGGUUUCGCUAA
Molecule: messenger RNA, 426 nt
Organism: Diprion similis
Lineage: Eukaryota; Metazoa; Arthropoda; Insecta; Hymenoptera; Diprionidae
Product: hemocyte protein-glutamine gamma-glutamyltransferase-like
Exons: 4
Coding region: 1-426 (141 amino acids)
Biological process (GO): peptide cross-linking
Molecular function (GO): protein-glutamine gamma-glutamyltransferase activity
Source: RefSeq, a predicted model, not a curated record